AUGUUCCUCCUAAGUCUUAGUCUAAGGAAUGGCUACGGGAAAAAGGCGGUGCGGGCUGCCAUCGUCCUGCUCCCUCUCCUGGGAAUCACCAACAGCCUGCAGAUGGUUCACUCGCCGCUGGACAGCAACCUCGUGCAGUUCGCCGUGUGGACCUAUUUCUCCACCUUUCUCACUGCGUUCCAGGGUUUCUUCGUCGCCCUCAUCUACUGCUUCAUGAACAAUGAGGCUUCAUCACCAAAUGAGAUUAUGCUAUGGCAAUUUCUACAUUAUCAUGAAGUGCCUUUGGCCAGAAUCAACAUCAAAGUUAUAAAGCCAGUUGAAGGUCACACACCAAACAUUGCAAUUGGAAAAACUCUCCAGCCUCAUCCAGAUGUAAUUCAAUUAAAACCAUAG
Penaeus vannamei (Pacific white shrimp) is the source of this 393-nucleotide messenger RNA. The record is from RefSeq and is a predicted model, not a curated record. Lineage: Eukaryota; Metazoa; Arthropoda; Malacostraca; Decapoda; Penaeidae.